AUGGAUUCACUUGAUACAUCUUUAAUGCUAACUUCCUCAACAUAUUCAUUAAUGCCAGAAAAAGAUUUGGUGCAUACAAUUAAUCAUGUAAUUAUUCGUGAUAGUUGUAUGUUUCUUGAAAAUUCAAAAAAUUUUAAAAUUUCGGUUUCACAGUUACAUGAAGCUUUGAAUAAACUUGUUUCUGUUUUAAUUAAUCGUCCAAUUACAAGUCAAACUAUAUCAAAGUUCAUGAAUGAUACAAUUGAUCAACUUGUUGUGGAAAGGAAUAUAUAUGGUUUAUUUUUACAAUGUUUUGAUGUCGAUGAAUAUGUUAAUGCUAAUGAAAAAUCAUCCAAUUCUGUAAGAGAUGAUUUACUUUUCAACAAUCCUGAAUUUAGAACAUUAUUUACUUUAUUAAAAUGGUCGGAAUCUGUUGCAGAAGAUACAUUGGAUGGCUUUGCCAGUGGUCUUAAUUUACUUGAUCAAAUGAUAAAAUUAGAUAAUGUACUUGGAAAUACAAUAUUGGAAGUUAAAAAUGGUCAAAAACCAAUUACUUCAUUGUCAACAGAUCUUCGUUUUAAAAAUGAUGGUUUAUUUUUAAAUAGUAAAGAUUUAGAAAACAUUCAAGAUAUGAUUAAAUUAAUUGUUGGUUUUAUACGGUGUGGUAGAAUUGAUGAAGCAUUACAAUUGGUAAUACAAACUAAAUUUGCAUGUAUGCAUUCAUUAUUAAAAGUUAAAAAAUAUGUACAAGAUCCUACACUUUCUUCUUCUGAAAGUAAACAAUUAAAAUUUCUUUCUUCUUUUAAAUCUAGAGAUUUUACCAAAUUUGUUGCACAAAGUUUCCUUGACAAGGAUUUUUCUACUUAUACAGAUAUGGAUAAAGUUCUUUUUGCGUCUGUUUCAGGUGAACUUAAAUCACUACUUAAAUAUUCAACAACUUUUAAUGAUAAAUUAUGGUCAUUAUUAUCAACAGCCGUUGAUGCUCGUUUUGAUGAAGCUUUAGAAAUCAAUUUUGGUUAUAAAAGUAAACUAAAAAGAAAUGUUGAAAAAGCUAUGACAGUUGAUUCUAUUUUUGAAAGUUUAGAAAAAAAUGAUAUCGAUGACUACUAUGGCCUUGUAAAAUAUAUUGUGACGGAACAAUUUUCAAAAUGUAUAGAAUUUAUGUAUGGAAAAAUUAAAGACAGCAAAAGUGGAAAAGUUACACUUGGAAAAUUAAUACAUCCAAAUACGGUAAGAAUGUAUGCAAACUUAGCAAUUUUAUUCAAGAAAUUCGAUAUAGAAAUGGAUUUAAAGAUGGCGGAUGAGAUUAUUUCUUCAUAUAUUGAUAUCUUAAAAGAUUUAAAAGAAAAUAAAUACAUUCCUUAUUAUUUAAGCACAUUAUCAUGUGAUAUACAAGAAGAAGAAGCGAAACUGUUUUUAAGUGAAAUUGCAAAUGAAGAUGAUCGUAAAAUUCUUCUUAAAUAUUGCAAGAAGUAUGGAAUGGAUACAAGAACUAUUUGUCUUCUUCUUUGCAAUAAAACUGAUAAUUCUUUUGACUCUUCCUUAAGUGAUACAGAUAUAGAAAAUAAAAUUACAUCAUGGUUGUGGCUUCUUGAUGGAGGAAAUGAUACAUUAGUGGAGGCUCUUGAAGAAGGUUGCAAAUUGUUACGUUGGCUAUUAAUAAACAAGAAAGAUUUUUACUGGGAAAAAGUACUGAAAGCUCUACCUGAUAACAUCGUUUAUGAUAUUGAAAAAUUAAAUAUUAAACUUGAUAAUAAAGAAAAAAAUGAUGACAUCAAUUUGGAAUUUCUUUCAUUUAAACUUUUUGAUAGCAUUUGUACAAAAUAUCAAUAUUGGAGUGAUUGUUUUGAAAAAACUUGUGGUACCUUUGAAAAACUAUCAAAUGAAGAUUUGUCAAAGUUAUCUUUUGUAGAUAGAGAAAAUUACCAAAGAGAACUUUUUGAAUUUGAAACAGAAACUGCUAAGUGGAAAGAAGAAUCAUCAAGAGCAAAAGAUAUUUUUAUCAAUGAAGUUAAUAUGGCUUUAAAUUUUCCAAAAGGAUGGUUUACUUCAAGAAUUAAUGAUAACUCACGUGUAGAUGAAUUAAAAAAAAUACGCAGUAUCUGUCUGUAUCGAACAUUCAAAAUGUUAUUGGAAUGUCAUAUUGUUAGUAACGAUUAUAAUGGUACAAUUACCAUUUUACAUAAACUUACUGAAAGUAAACGGCAAUUUAUAAAAGAACUUGAUAUCGAAGAUCGAGAAGACCUUUUUAGAAGUGCCCGUAAUUAUGUUGGUUCAUUACCAGAUAUUUUUAAAGAAUAA
Molecule: messenger RNA, 2280 nt
Organism: Strongyloides ratti
Lineage: Eukaryota; Metazoa; Nematoda; Chromadorea; Rhabditida; Strongyloididae
Product: Nuclear pore complex protein Nup107
Exons: 2
Coding region: 1-2280 (759 amino acids)
Biological process (GO): post-transcriptional tethering of RNA polymerase II gene DNA at nuclear periphery; mRNA export from nucleus; protein import into nucleus
Cellular component (GO): nuclear pore outer ring; nuclear pore
Molecular function (GO): structural constituent of nuclear pore
Source: RefSeq, a predicted model, not a curated record